AUGGCUGUCUUAGUUACUGGUGCUUCAGGAUUCAUUGCUUUACAUGUAAUCAACUUAUUACUAUCCCAAAACUACAAAGUUAUUGGGACAGUUAGAUCGCAAGCUAAAGCUGAUAAGGUAAUUAGACAAUUUAAUAACCCAAAUUUAUCAUUUGAAAUUAUUUCUGAUAUAACAAAAUUGGAUGCAUUCGACGAAACUUUAAAGAAGCAUGGUAAGGAAAUAGAUAACGUUAUACAUAUGGCUUCUCCACUACCUGAAGAGGGAAAUACUGACUUCGAAAACCAUUACUUGUUGCCAGCUGUCAAUGGUACCAAAAGUAUAUUAAGUGCUAUUAAAAAAUUUGCUCCAAGAAGUGUCAAACAUGUUGUGAUGACAUCUUCCAUUGCUGCAAUUAUAAAUGUUAAUGAUUUCUCUGUAGUUACUACAGAGAAGGAUUGGAAUCCAAUUACUUGGGAACAAGCAAAAACCAGCUCUUUCAUGUGUUACCUUGGUUCAAAGACAUAUUCAGAAAAGGCUGCUUGGGAUUUCCUAAAAGAAAACAAAGAUGAAGUUGAUUUUAAAUUCACUGCCGUGAAUCCAGCCAUGGUAUUUGGAAGACAAAUGUUUGACGAAGAUGUUAAAGAUACAUUAAAUGUUUCUUGUGAAUUUGUCAAUAAAAUUUUGUGCCUUCCACCUACUGAAAAACUGUCUCAAGACUAUGCGAUGAGUUACGUUCAUGUUGAUGAUGUGGCUCUAGCACAUGUUAAGGCUAUACAAGAGGACAAAUUUGACGGUAAAAGAUUGUUACUGUCUGCAGGCACAUAUAGUGAUCAACUUAUUGCUAAUUCGAUCAACAAACAGUUCCCACAAAUAAAAGGUACUAUCCCUCCUGCAGUCGAAGAUUGUAAACAAUUAGAUAUUCGUUAUGAUUCAGCAGUCACACAAAAACUAUUAGGCAUUGAGUGGAAAAGUUUCGAUGCUUCAGUUUAUGACAUUGUUCAUCAAGCUUUAAAGAGACGCGGUAAAUUGUGA
This is a messenger RNA of Tetrapisispora phaffii CBS 4417, 1011 nucleotides long. Its product is annotated as SDR family oxidoreductase. The record is from RefSeq and is a predicted model, not a curated record. The coding region runs from base 1 to 1011 and encodes 336 amino acids. NCBI's taxonomy places the organism in Eukaryota, Fungi, Ascomycota, Saccharomycetes, Saccharomycetales, Saccharomycetaceae. Gene Ontology annotation, molecular function: oxidoreductase activity, acting on the CH-OH group of donors, NAD or NADP as acceptor. The transcript has a single exon.